AUCGAUCAAAAUAGAACGACUCGACCAAACUGUUGUGAACAGUGAAGAAAAUGAACCGAACCCAGAAAUCAAAUUCGAAUUCAAUGAAAUUGAUUGUAGUGGCGAGAAUUUUGCACACUAUGACACAGGAUCGAUCGAACACAGCCCUGUAGCGUCAACUGAUGCAUCUAAUCCAAUUAUCCCUAACUCAACCAAAUCCGAGGGACCGCCAAGAUAUUUUUGUGAUUAUUGUGGCAAAGGUUUUCGUGAAAAGAGUUAUCUCGGAUCACAUAUGACCGCACAUAAAAAGAAGACGGAACGAAAGCCGAAAACGUAUCGUUGCACUACAGACGGUUGCAGUAAAGUUUUUAAAACCAAGAAAUCGUUUGACGAACAUCGAAUCAACAUUCACAACAUAAAACCGGAGAGCCCAGUUCCUACCGAGAAAAAGUUGAAAUUCUGUUGUCCGAAGUGUCCAAAGUGGUUUACAGAGCAAUACAAAUUAGAUGGUCAUGUCCGUUCGACGCACGAAGGAUUGAAGCCGUACCAAUGUCCAGAGUGCGAGAAAGAGUUUUGCAGGUACGGAGCUUUCGAAUUUCACUUACGAACGACCCAUAAAAUGGUUCUGACUACAACAAAGGUAAAGGAAUUUCGCUGUUACUACGAUGGUUGCGACAGGAAAUAUGGGUUGAUGGAUUCAUUGAACGCUCACAUUAAGCGAGCUCAUUUGGGCAUAAUACCUGUACGUAGAGAUCAAAAGCUCAUUUGCGACCAAUGUGGAAAAUCGUUUGUGGAUGGAUAUACUCUGAAGAAACACAUUUAUACGCAUAGCGGUAAACAUCCGCACGCGUGUAAGAUUUGCCCAAAAACGUUUCCAACGAAUGCUGAACUCAAAAUUCACACAAUGAGACAUUUGAAAGUGAAACCAUUCGAAUGUCCAACGUGUGGAGCGCGCAAAACUACUAGGAAAGAGCUGAAUACACAUCUUAGCGUCCAUUCGACGGAAAUAACGUAUCCCUGUAAAGAGUGUCCUCGAGUGUUUCCGAGCACCAGUGCAGUCAGUCGGCAUGUACGAAUCCAUCAUCGUAAUCAUAGACCAUACAUUUGUCCCCAUUGUGAACGUGCAUUUGCAAAGUCUGAGACGAUGAAAAAUCAUGUCAUGACACAUACUGGUGAGAAACCGUUUGCCUGUUCCGUCUGUGGUCAUCGUUUCAUUCAGUCCGUUGCUUUGAGAACACAUAUGAAAGUCCAUGAAAAAAGAGUUAAGAUCAUAACUGCGCCAAUAAAAGAGGAACCACCAAUCGAUGUUAACAUGGAACUUGAAGAGAAUCCAGCCGAAGCUGAAGAUAUCGAAUCUGAAUUCUUUAAAAUUGAAUAUAUUGACGCGAAGUUCGAACAGUACCAUUACGUCUCAACCGCUCAGAAUGAUGUAACAUCUCCAGUAGAUACUCAUUCCAAUUCAAUGAGCAGUGAAAAAUACAUAUGCCACUACUGUGACCGGGUGUUCAAUAAAAAGACUUCUAUCGGUGCACAUAUGGCCAGGCAUAGAAAUGGUCCAGAGAAAAACAAAUUCCCAUGCACAAUAGAAGGGUGCAGCAGAGUUUAUAAAACAAGAGAACUGUACAAUAGACACAGAUGGAAUUCGCACAAACUGAGAGCAGAACCCCGUCCUGAGAUCACUCCCGACGGCGAGAAAAUAAUAAAAUUAAUCUGUCAGCAAUGUCCGAAAUGGUUUACGAUUCAACUGAAAUUAGAUGCACACAUCCGAUCGUACCAUCAAGGAUUGAAGGGAUACAGAUGUGAACAUUGCGAGAAAGAGUUCUGCAAAUACCGAUCCUACAAUAGGCAUUUACGAGUUCGACAUGGCACCGACGAAACAGAAAAACAUUACUGUACAUACGAUGGAUGUGAUAGAGAGUAUGGAGCACUAGACUCAUUGAAAAAUCACAUUAAACGAAUUCAUUUGGGGAUAGUACGUGCAACUCGAAAACCCACUUGUGGUCAAUGUGGACAAGUAUUUAAGACUAGAUAUAGCUUAAAGAAGCAUAGCCUGAAGCAUUCGGAAAUAUCACCAUCUGCCUGUAAGGCUGAAUCGAUUGGCAUGUACCGAACCCAUCAUCGAAACCAAGUAUGUGUUGGACGCAUUAAGUCCUCAUUUUCAACGUACAUUUUCGAAGUGCGAAACGAUGAAAGACAAUGUGAAGACACUCCUGUGUUAAAUAAUUUUAGUUUUUCAUUGAGAAAUAAGGAACUGAAAAUGGAUAACCCAUUUUCAAAUCGAUGUCGAGCCUGUGCCGUGCUACUAAUGAGUUCGGAAAAAAUUAUAUCUCUGUUGGAAGACAAUCUACUUGUCAUGUUUACAUACUGCACUUCAUUGGAGGUUUCUUCAAACGAUAGCCUUCCAAAUUGUAUUUGCCCGGAAUGUUUUCGACAAUUAUCAGACUUCAGUGCGUUUCGUCGUAACUGUGCAGAGUCAGAUGCAUACUUUCGUGAACAGAUUCUCACAAAAUCGAUCAAAACAGAACAACUCGACCAAACUGUUGUGAAAAGCGAGGAAAAUGAACCGAAUCAAGAAAUCAAAUUCGAAUUCAAUGAAAUUGAUUGUAGUGGCGAGAAUUUCACACAAUAUGACACAGAAUCGAUCGUGCACAGCCCUGCAGCGUCAACUGAUGUAUCUAAUCCAAUUAUCCCUAACUCAACCACAUCCGAGGACCCGCCAAAAUAUUUUUGUGACUAUUGUGGCAAAGGAUUUCGUCAAAAGAGUUACCUCGGAUCACAUAUGACCGCACACAGAAAGAAGAUGGAACGAAAGCCGAAAACGUAUCAUUGCACUACAGACGAUUGCAGUAAAGUUUUCAAGACCAAGAAAUCGUUUGACGAACAUCGAAUCAACAUUCACAAAUUAAAACCGCAGAGCCCAGAUCCUACCAAGACAAAGGUGAAAUUCUGUUGUCCGAAGUGUCCAAAGUGGUUUACAGAGCAAUACAAAUUAGAUGGUCAUGUCCGUUCGAAGCACGAAGGAUUGAAGCCGUACAAAUGUCCAGAGUGCGUGAAAGAGUUCUGCAGGUACGGAGCAUUCGAAUAUCACUUAAGAGCUGCCCAUCAAAAGUUUCUGAAUACAACAACGAUAUGCGAAUUUCGCUGUUACUACGAUGGCUGCGACAGGGAAUAUGGGUUGAUGGAUUCAUUGAACGCUCACAUUAAGCGAGCUCAUUUGGGCAUAAUACCUGUACGUAGAGAUCAAAAGCUCAUUUGCGACCAAUGUGGAAAAUCGUUUGUGGAUGGAUAUACUCUGAAGAAACACAUCUAUACGCAUAGCGGUAAACUUCCGCACGCGUGUAAGAUUUGUCCAAAAGCAUUUGCAACGAACGUUGAGCUCAAAAUUCACACAAUGAGACAUAUGAAUGUGAAACCAUUUGAAUGUCCGACGUGUGGAGCACGCAAAACUACGAACAAAGAGUUGCAGGCUCACCUUAACUUUCAUUCGAAAGAAAUAUCGUAUCCGUGUAAAGAAUGUCCGCGAGUAUUUACCAGCUAUGGUGCAGUGACCCGACACGUAAGAAUCCAUCAUCGUAAUCAUAAACCGUACAUUUGUCCACACUGUCAACGUGCAUUUGCAAAGGCGGAGACAAUGAAAAAUCAUGUGAUGACACACACUGGUGAGAAACCGUUCGCAUGUCCUGUUUGUGAUCAUCGUUUUAUUCAAGCUGUUGCUAUGCGAACACAUAUGAAAGUCCAUGCUAAGAAAUGAUAUUUUCAGCAUAAUUUACAAUGAUAAAUACGAAUAUUUGCUGCUGCAAUGUGUAUUUUGAUUGCAGGAAUAAA
Molecule: messenger RNA, 3804 nt
Organism: Bradysia coprophila
Lineage: Eukaryota; Metazoa; Arthropoda; Insecta; Diptera; Sciaridae
Biological process (GO): regulation of DNA-templated transcription
Cellular component (GO): nucleus
Molecular function (GO): RNA polymerase II cis-regulatory region sequence-specific DNA binding; zinc ion binding; DNA-binding transcription factor activity, RNA polymerase II-specific
Source: RefSeq, a predicted model, not a curated record